GUAAACAAAACACAUUUUCUCCGGCUUGUGCUUCGUAAUAUCCAUACGAAAUUAUAAUUUUCAUGAACUGAUACUGAAAAACGCUUUAAAAUGAGGAUAAGUGUCGACGGUUUGCUGGUGUACUUCCCAUACGAAUACAUCUACCCGGAGCAGUAUGCGUACAUGCUGGAACUGAAGCGCACCUUCGACGCCAAAGGUCACUGCCUGCUGGAGAUGCCCUCGGGGACGGGCAAGACCACUACCCUGCUGUCGCUGAUCAUUGCCUACAUCAUGGAAAAUCCGCACAUUGUGCGCAAGCUGAUCUACUGUUCGCGUACGGUACCGGAAAUCGAGAAGGUCAUUGCCGAGUUGAAGCAUCUGAUGAACUACUACGAGAAGCAGAUGGGAGUUAUGCCUAACAUUACCGGGCUGGUGUUGAGUUCGAGAAAAAAUAUGUGCAUCCACUCGGAGGUUAGCAGGGAACGGGACGGAAAGAUUGUGGACGCCAAGUGCUACGGGAUGACGGCGAGCUACGUGCGUGAACGGGCCUCGGCCGAUGAGUCGGUUGCGGUCUGUCAGUACUACGAGGGAUUUCAGGCCGAGGGCAAGGAAAACACACUGCCGCCAGGGGUCUAUUCGAUCGACGAUCUCAAGGAUUUCGGACGGGAGCGGAACUGGUGUCCUUACUUUUUGUCACGGUUUGCGAUCAAUCAAGCACACGUAGUCGUUUACAGUUACCAUUAUUUGCUGGAUCCGAAAAUUGCCGAGGUGGUAUCGAAGGAGCUUGCCCGGGAAUCGGUUGUGGUUUGUGACGAGGCUCACAAUAUUGAUAACGUUUGCGUCGAUUCCAUGAGCGUCAAAAUCAAUCGUCGGUUGAUUGAGAAGGGCACAACCGGAGUUCACACGCUGGAGAAAUACGUUGCAGAAAUGAAGGAAGACGAUCGUAAACGACUAAACGACGAAUACACUCGACUGGUACAAGGUUUGAAAGAUGCUUCGUUCGCUCGGGAAACCGACAUGGUCCUGGCCAAUCCGGUGCUGCCUAACGAGAUUCUCAAGGAAGUCGUCCCGGGAAACAUUCGCAAUGCAGAUCACUUCCUGAGCUUUCUGAAGCGUUUCAUCGAGUACAUCAAGUCACGUCUGCGGGUGCAGCAUGUCGUACAGGAAAGUCCGGCCGGUUUCCUCAAGGACGUACAGCAGAAAGUCUGUAUCGAGCGUAAACCGUUGCGCUUCUGUGCCGAGCGACUGUCAUCGUUGCUGCGAACGUUGGAAAUUACGGAUCUAACCGAGUUUGGCCCGCUGACGGUGAUCACUUCGUUUGCCACGCUCGUUUCGUCCUAUACGAAGGGGUUCACCAUUAUCAUUGAACCGUUCGACGACAAGACCCCAACGGUUUCCAAUCCGAUAAUGCACCUGAGUUGUAUGGAUUCGUCGAUAGCGAUGAAGCCGAUUUUCCAGCGUUUUCAAAGUGUGGUAAUAACAUCGGGAACCCUGUCACCCAUGGACAUGUACCCGAAGAUCCUAGACUUUGAACCGGUGGUAAUGAGUUCCUUCACGAUGACACUGUCCAGGCCUUGUCUGCUGCCGAUGAUCGUAUCCCGAGGCAACGAUCAGGUGGCCAUCUCGUCCAAGUUCGAAAACCGAGAAGAUACGGCUGUCACGCGAAACUACGGCCAGCUACUGGUGGAAACGGCCAAAACCGUGCCGGAUGGAAUCGUGUGCUUCUUCACGUCCUACCUGUAUCUGGAAUCGGUGGUAGCAUCCUGGUACGAUCAGGGUAUAAUCGAUACACUGCUGCGGUAUAAAUUGUUGUUCAUAGAAACACAGGACAGCGCGGAGACUUCGUACGCAUUGAUGAACUACGUCAAGGCCUGCGAGUGCGGUCGAGGGGCAGUGCUGUUGGCCGUCGCCCGAGGUCGAGUUUCCGAAGGUGUGGAUUUCGAUCACCACCUGGGGCGGGCAGUGCUGAUGUUUGGCAUUCCGUACGUUUACACGCAGUCGAGGAUUUUGAAGGCUCGAUUGGACUACCUCCGGGAUCAGUUCCAGAUUAGGGAGAACGAUUUUCUCACGUUCGAUGCAUUGAGACAUGCCGCGCAGUGCGUGGGUCGAGCUAUUCGAGGUAAAACCGACUACGGUAUAAUGAUUUUCGCCGAUAAGCGCUUCGGUCGGCAAGACAAGCGAGGUAAACUGCCCAAGUGGAUUCAGGAACACCUCACGGACAAUCUUACCAAUCUAAGCACGGAGGAAGCUAUGCAGCUCGCCAAACGAUGGCUCCGUCAGAUGGCGCAACCAUUCACCCGGGAGGAUCAGUUGGGCGUUUCGCUGCUGACGGUCGAGCAGCUGCAGAGCAUUGAAAAGGAGAAGCUGGAAAAACAAGCCCAAGGCAAAAAAUAA
Molecule: messenger RNA, 2373 nt
Organism: Ochlerotatus camptorhynchus
Lineage: Eukaryota; Metazoa; Arthropoda; Insecta; Diptera; Culicidae
Gene: Xpd
Product: general transcription and DNA repair factor IIH helicase subunit Xpd
Exons: 8
Coding region: 91-2373 (760 amino acids)
Biological process (GO): nucleotide-excision repair; transcription by RNA polymerase II; positive regulation of mitotic recombination
Cellular component (GO): nucleus
Molecular function (GO): hydrolase activity, acting on acid anhydrides, in phosphorus-containing anhydrides; ATP binding; damaged DNA binding
Source: RefSeq, a predicted model, not a curated record